AUGGCAGGGCAAUCAAAGGAAGCUCCAUUGCCGAGUUGGGGGUAUGCCCUUACGGGUGCGACGGGUGCAGUAUUGGCGAACGCUGCUGUCUAUCCUUUGGAUAUGUACGCUCCCCCCUUCUCCCCUUUUUCUCGUUUCUAUUUUUUUGAUGAUGGGGGGAUAGGAAUGCCGUUAGUUAAGGAAAUCAGAGGCUAAUGGGGGCUGGAGCUGUUGGUAGAGUGAAGACAAAGCUUCAAGUUCAGGUCAAUCGAAAACCGAAAAACACGGAGAAGUCGCUGGAGAAUGGGGAUGUGUCAGGGUAAGCCUCUCUCUCGGUAGUUACGCUCUGCUCAGAGUGCGACUACAGUAACCUAACCGAGGUUUCCCUAGACGUGACGAGGAAGAAGGGGAGAUCUACACCUCCGCCGUCGAUGCGAUUCAAAAGAUCAUUGCACAAAGUGGCGUCAAUGGGCUUUACACGGGAAUGGUAGGCUCCUUAAUCGGCGUUGCGAGCACAAAUUUUGCAUAUUUCUACUGGUAUACUCUUGUCCGGAAUUUCUACCUGAACAGGUCGACAACCGGCCCACCUUCCACAGCCGUUGAACUGUCUCUAGGAGCAGUAGCAGGGGCCCUCGCGCAGAUAUUCACUAUUCCCGUCGCGGUUGUGACAACCAGACAACAGACUCGCCCAUAUAGCUCGAAACCGCUUGGUUUGUUCGCUACCGCCCAAGAAGUCAUCGGCGAAGAUGGCGUAUCGGGAUUGUGGCGUGGGUUGAAGGCCUCCCUUGUGUUGGUUGUUAAUCCCGCGAUCACGUAUGGGUGUUACCAGCGGUUGAAGCAGAUUCUGUUCAACGGAAGGGAUAGGCUGAGCCCUGGGGAGGCUUUCUUGCUCGGUGCUCUUAGCAAGUGUUUAGCAACACUAGCUACCCAGCCGUUGAUUGUAGCCAAAGUUGGGCUACAAAGCGCUCCUCCCCCAGGAAGAAAGGCGUACAAGAGCUUUGGGGAAGUUAUGAAAGUGAUUGUUAAAAAGGAGGGGGCUCUGGGACUGUUCAAGGGUAUUGGACCGCAGCUUGUGAAAGGGUUAUUGGUCCAGGGUGUCCUUAUGAUGAGCAAGGAGAGGUAAGAUUGCGUAGAAAUUAUUUGAUAUUUCUGCACAGGUGCUGAUUUAGAAAUUUUAGGAUGGAACUGAUAUUCAUCCUACUAUUCCGAUGGUUCAAGAAGAUGCGGGCAGAGCGAUUGGCUAAAGUUUCUAGCGCUCUACCGCUUGUUGUGAAGGAUUAGGAGAUUGAGUUCAUGUACGAUAGGUGGCAGGUGAUCUUCCGCUAUUCCAUAAUAGAAACGAUUAUCUUCUUCUCCUAUUAGGUAGAGAGGAUGAUUUUACUAGCCCGAUAUCUAUUUGCUUAAA
Molecule: messenger RNA, 1384 nt
Organism: Tuber aestivum (summer truffle)
Lineage: Eukaryota; Fungi; Ascomycota; Pezizomycetes; Pezizales; Tuberaceae
Source: the annotation of a GenBank genome assembly